Messenger RNA from Dictyostelium purpureum, 2019 nucleotides. RefSeq lists its product as uncharacterized. The transcript has 2 exons. Gene Ontology annotation, biological process: maturation of LSU-rRNA; rRNA base methylation. Gene Ontology annotation, molecular function: rRNA (cytosine-C5-)-methyltransferase activity; RNA binding. Gene Ontology annotation, cellular component: nucleolus. Bases 1 to 2019 code for a protein of 672 amino acids. The record is from RefSeq and is a predicted model, not a curated record. NCBI's taxonomy places the organism in Eukaryota, Evosea, Eumycetozoa, Dictyosteliales, Dictyosteliaceae.
AUGAAUAAGAAAUCAAAUAAUACUUCCAUUAAAAAACCAAGCACACCUGUUAGAAAAUUAGUUGGUGCUAAAAAACCAAAUGUAGUUGGUGCUGUGAAACCAAAUAACAAUAUUAAAAAAUCAACUCCAAUCCAAAAUAAACCAACUAGAAAUAAUACUCCAACUAAAAAAUCACAAAAAGUAGAAGAGCCAUCAGAAGAUGAAGAAGAAGAAGAAGACUAUGAAGAUAGCGAAGAGGAAAUUGAAAAUAAAAAAUCUAAUUUAUUAGAUUCAGACGAUGAUGAGGAAGAAGAAGAUGAUGAUUUUAAUAGAAAAAAUUCUGGUGCAUUUUCAGAUCAAAAUAAAAAACUUUUUAAAAUGAAAGGUGCAGAAACUGAAGAAGGUGAAGAAAGUGAAGAUGGUGAAGAUGAAGAUGACGAAGAAGAUUCAGGUGAAGAAACCAAUUUCGAAAGAAAAGUUAAAAAAGCACAAAUAAAAGCUAAAGUAGAAAAAGCCAAGGAUGAUGAAGAAAUAAAGAACCCAAUUUUACCAGAUGAUGUUUCAGAUGAAACAACAGAUGAAGAAGGUGAAGGAGAAAAAGAAGAAGGUGAAGAAGAAGAAGCCAAAAAAGACAAUUUACUUGGCAUAGAUUUACCAAUGGUUUAUCAAAGAAUUAAAGACGUUAUUGCAACUCUUGAAGAUUUUAACUCACAAAGAAAAGCAGGUAUUUCAAGACAAGUAUAUAUGGAUCGUUUAAAGGAAGAUAUUUGCACAUAUUUUGGAUAUUCAAGUUGGUUAGUAGAUGUAUUUUUAAAGAUUUUUAAUGCUGCUGAAGCUUUGGAAUUCUUUGAAGCCAACGAAACCCAUCGUCCACUCACAAUCAGAGCAAAUACACUCAAGACUCGUAGAAAGGAUUUAGCCGAAGCUCUUAUUGCACGUGGUGUUCAUUUAGAACCAAUUAAAUGGUCACAAGUAGGUCUUACAAUUUAUGAUACCCAAGUAGCUAUUGGUGCUACUCCAGAAUAUCUUGCAGGUCAAUAUAUCCAACAAAGUGCUAGUUCAUUCCUCCCAGUUUUAGCUUUAGCUCCACAACCAAAUGAACGUGUUUUAGAUAUGUGCGCUUCCCCAGGUGGUAAAACUACAUACAUUGCUGCUAUGAUGAAAAAUACUGGUACAUUAGUUGCCAAUGAUGUAAAUAAGGAAAGAAUUAAAUCAUUAGUUGCAAAUAUUCAUCGUCUUGGUGUCAAAAACUGUGUUGUCUCAAAUAUGGAUGGUCGUGAAUAUCCAUCAGUUUUAGCAGGUUUCGAUCGUGUUCUUGUUGAUGCUCCAUGUGUUGGUUUAGGUGUUAUUAGCAAAGAUCCACAAAUUAAAAUUUCAAAGAGCGAACAAGAUGUCAUCACUUGUACCCAUACCCAAAAAGAACUUUUACUUAGAGCCAUUGAUGCCGUUGAUGCAAACUCCGCAACCGGUGGUAUCAUUGUAUACUCUACUUGUUCUUUAACCGUUGAAGAAAAUGAAGCCGUUGUCGAUUAUGCCCUUCGUAAUCGUGAUGUUAUUAUUGUUGAUACAACUAUUGAAUUUGGUGUCGAUGGUUUUACCUCAUUCAGAGAAAGUCGUUUCCAUCCAUCUUUAGCUCUUACUAAACGUUAUUAUCCACACACUCACAACAUGGAUGGUUUCUAUGUUGCAAAAUUAAAGAAAAGAUCAAAUACUAUUCCAUCAGAACAACAAAAACAAAAACAAAAGAAAAGAAAAGAAGUUUCAUCAGAAGAAGACACUGAAUCAGACUCAAAUACUAUUCCAUCAGAAGAACAACAAAAACAAAAACAAAAGAAAAGAAAAGAAGUUUCAUCAGAAGAUCAAGACACUGAAUCAGACUCAUCAAUCAAAAAACAAAAACAAUCAAAUAAUAAUACCAAUAAUAAUAAUACCAAUAAUAAUAAUAAAAACAAUUUAAAUAAUAGCAAUAAGAAAAACAAACUUUCAAAAAAUAGAUAUGUAAAAAAACAAGUCCAAAACAAAUCACAAAAAAAGAAAUAA